AUAUUAAUAAUAAUAAAAAUAUAUGUAAAUAGCAAACAAUUAAAUUAAGGGGUGACAUAAAAUAAACAGCAAAAAUGCCGCGAAUAAUGAUUAAGGGUGGUGUUUGGAGAAACACCGAGGAUGAAAUCCUUAAAGCUGCUGUUAUGAAAUAUGGCAAAAAUCAAUGGUCUCGUAUCGCAUCCCUGUUGCACCGAAAGUCAGCUAAGCAAUGUAAGGCGCGUUGGUAUGAAUGGUUGGAUCCCAGCAUUAAAAAGACCGAAUGGUCGCGAGAGGAAGACGAAAAGCUAUUGCAUUUAGCUAAAUUAAUGCCAACACAAUGGCGCACGAUAGCACCAAUCAUUGGACGUACAGCCGCUCAGUGUUUGGAACGAUACGAGUAUUUACUCGACCAAGCACAGCGCAAAGAGGAUGGCGAGGACGGCGCUGACGAUCCACGUAAACUAAAGCCGGGUGAAAUAGAUCCCAACCCGGAAACGAAACCUGCGCGUCCCGAUCCGAAAGAUAUGGACGAAGAUGAGCUGGAAAUGUUAUCAGAAGCCCGUGCUCGUCUUGCCAAUACUCAAGGCAAAAAGGCCAAACGUAAGGCACGUGAGAAGCAGUUGGAGGAGGCACGGCGUUUGGCCGCAUUGCAAAAACGCAGAGAACUUCGUGCUGCAGGCAUUGGCAGUGGAAACAGAAAACGUAUUAAAGGCAUUGAUUAUAAUGCGGAGAUCCCAUUUGAGAAACGACCGGCUAUUGGUUUCUAUGACACAUCAGAAGAAGUCGUCGAUAAGCAAGGGCCAGAUUUUAAUAAAAUGCGUCAACAAGAUCUUGAUGGUGAAUUGCGAUCGGAAAAGGAAGAGCGAGAGCGCAAGAAAGAUAAGCAAAAAUUGAAACAACGCAAAGAGAACGACAUGCCGUUAGCAAUGUUGCAAAAUUUGGAACCGGAAAGAAAACGCUCCAAAUUAGUGCUACCGCAGCCGCAGAUUUCUGACCAAGAAUUACAACAAGUAGUCAAGUUAGGGCGUGCUAGUGAAAUAGCCAAGGAAGUAGCUGGCGAAAGUGGUGUUGAAACAACGGAUGCUCUUUUAGCAGAUUACUCCAUCACGCCACAAGUUACCGCAACGCCACGUACUCCGGCACCUUUUACCGAUCGCAUAAUGCAAGAAGCUCAAAACAUGAUGGCACUCACACACGUAGACACUCCUUUAAAAGGUGGAGUCAACACUCCGCUCCACGAAUCUGAUUUCUCCGGUGCAUUACCAAAGUCAGCAUCAAUUGCAACACCAAACACUGUGAUUGCCACACCAUUCAGAACUCAACGCGGUGGCGAGAACGGAACACCUGGUUUUGCUACACCGUCUAAUGCACUGGUACCACUUGGCAAAACCCCACAUGCAGGUGCGGUCCAAACACCAACUUUAGUACGCGACAAAUUAAGCAUCAACCCAGAAGAUAAUUUGAAUGUUGGUGAUACACCGGCACUUUAUAAAAAUUACCAAAAGCAAUUGAAAAGCUCACUACGUGAAGGCUUAGCAACAUUACCUACUCCUCGCAAUGAUUACGAAAUUGUUGUGCCCGAGCAUGAUGACAAUGAAACCACUGAAAUGCAAACCGAAAACACGGUCGAGGAUCAAGCCGAUGUUGAUGCACGUGCAAUCGCCGAAGAAAAUGCAAAACGUCAACGGGAGUUGGAAAAGCGUUCUCAGGCUAUUCAGCGUCAACUGCCGCGACCCACUGAAGUUAACACCAAAAUUUUACGUCCACAAUCUGAGAAACAAAACCUCACCGAUAUGCAAAAGGCUGAAGAGUUGAUAAAACAUGAAAUGAUCACAAUGCUACUAUAUGACUCAGUUAAGGAUCCAGUUCCCGGGCAAUCUCAAAACAAAAUUGAGCAACUACAAAAUUACUUUAAAGCAAAUCCAUAUGAAGAAUUCAAAAAAUCCGAUUUAGAAAAAUCGGGCAACCUAAUCAAAGAAGAAAUGGCAGUCGUUAAGGAGGGUAUGGGUCACGGUGAUUUACCAAUGGAUGUUUAUUCACAAGUGUGGCAAGAAUGUCUGGGUCAAGUGCUCUAUUUGCCCUCACAAAACCGCUACACCCGUGCUAACCUGGCAAGCAAAAAGGAUCGUUUGGAGUCAGCCGAGAAACAAUUAGAGCAAAAUCGACGGCACAUGGCAAAGGAGGCGAAACGUUGUGCUAAAAUAGAGAAAAAAUUAAAAAUUCUCACAGGCGGCUAUCAAGCACGUGCGCAAGCAAUGAUCAAACAGUUGCAAGAUACAUACGAUCACAUUGAGCAGAAUACAUUGGCAUUGUCGACUUUUAAGUUCUUAGCCGAGCAAGAAGCCGUAGCCAUUCCAAGGCGAUUAGAGGCUUUAGAAGAGGAUGUUAGUCGGCAAAUGCAGCGCGAACGAGACUUACAGGAGAAUUAUGGCAGGUUAUGUAGGGAGCUUGAAGAGGCCUACGAAGAACUUAAGUCAUAUAAAACUAGCGAGCAAAAUGGUGAAAUUGAAAGCUAAGAAGGAUGCAUUAUAUACUAUAAUUCAAAAGUUUGAAAUUUAAAUAAAAUAAACAAGGAACUCAUUCUAUUUUCAAUCUAA
Molecule: messenger RNA, 2576 nt
Organism: Ceratitis capitata (Mediterranean fruit fly)
Lineage: Eukaryota; Metazoa; Arthropoda; Insecta; Diptera; Tephritidae
Gene: Cdc5
Product: cell division cycle 5-like protein
Exons: 6
Coding region: 75-2495 (806 amino acids)
Biological process (GO): regulation of transcription by RNA polymerase II; mRNA splicing, via spliceosome
Cellular component (GO): spliceosomal complex; Prp19 complex
Molecular function (GO): RNA polymerase II transcription regulatory region sequence-specific DNA binding; DNA-binding transcription factor activity, RNA polymerase II-specific
Source: RefSeq, a predicted model, not a curated record